Molecule: messenger RNA, 27772 nt
Organism: Pocillopora meandrina
Lineage: Eukaryota; Metazoa; Cnidaria; Anthozoa; Scleractinia; Pocilloporidae
Source: the annotation of a GenBank genome assembly
GCUUUGACGAAAGAUGGCUAUAGUUUAGACGUUUUCACUAAGUUUACCUUCAUGGGAAAAAUAGCGUUGUCAACAUGAAAGUAUCGUUUAUAAUUUUAGCCACCUUGGUAUUAUUAGCCGUAAUUCACAAGACGGAGGGAAUAAGGGAGAACCACAGCGGAAGCAAAAACCAGCGACAAGGACAAAAUAAUGCCGCUGCCUUUUGGAAAAGAAGUUCAUUGCAUAAAUCAGAACAACACAAAAGGCUCAAGGAGGCGACGGAACAUAAAAUGAACGAUGUGGCCCAAAGUAAAAGACAGUUUGUGCCCGGAUUACCAUGUCUUAAUUGUCCAUUUCCACAUAUUCACAGAAUUAUUGUACAUCAUCACCCAGGUAGGUCAAAUGUUUCCGGCAAGUGACUAAUGAAGGGUCAUAUUCUUCCCGCAUUGGAAAUAGGUCAUCCGAUGAUUUUGAGAGAUCUUAUGGGCGAUUGGAAAGCCGACGAACCAAGAAAAGCGAUUGUUUCAUGAUUUAUUGAAAAAGAAACGCGUGCCCGUAUUUCCAAGCAGCGAUAAAACUCCUCUCAUACAAAGAACGACUUUCUCGUUAAAAGGAUUUGAAGUUUAUCGAAUAGUUUCUUUCUCAUUAUGCUACAAUACAAUUGAUACACUUCGGUUUUCAUAAUUGUUGGAAGCUUGCUAAUCAGAGGUGUUGUACAUUUAAGAUACUGUGACAAUUUGAUAUGGAUUUUGUUUACAAAACAACAAAGGUGCAGAUUAUCAUCACCUUAGCUCAUCGUGAUAUUUCGCCUGCGCAACGAGGGAGUUUUUGAAAAAAAUUGCGAUAAGUUAUUUUCCUCUACGUACUUAGACUUUUUUGAUUGAAUAUUAUUUAGAAUUCUUCAGAAAAGGAAAUAAUUGAAAUAAUCUUGCUAUUCCAUUGUUUUUUGACUGAGGAACCUGGCUGGAAAUUAAGUUUCACUUGUUGAAAUUCCUUUUUUGAGUUUGUGCAGGUGGUCAAUGUUUUUGAUAAGUACACAAAAUUACUCGCAGCAUUUCCGUGAACAGAACAGAGAUUUGCAAAAACCAAAUGUUCAAAACCUUCCUUUCACGAAUUAGGGAUUUGCAUGGUCACUGAUCCUGGAUGUCAAAGUCACAAAUGUUACAUAUGGUGUUUGUCGCGAAAUUCUUUCCAAAAUAAAGAUUAAAGGCGUGCCGUUUCUUUAGAACAGAAGCCGGGCACGAGGAAAAAAACUGUUCCCAUACACAUUGCAAAUAUAUGGCUAUAAAAGGAGGUUUCCGGUAGCUAAGGUUGUAACAUGGCGGCGAGAACCAAUAUUUAAAAAAAGGCAAUACGUUCAAACUAAAUUAUAACAUAGCUGGUAAAUUUGUCUAAUCAAAUUCAAUUGCGCGAGCGUGCUUCAUAUUCCUAUUGUGCACACUCAUGACGUCAGCAAGCAAAUCCCUCGAGAAAAAAAAAUUUCCAUCGGGCUGAAAAUGUUAUAAAACAACUGGUUCAUACGUAAUCUGUGCGUUCAUCGAGAUAUGAAGCACUUGGGAAGUUUGGAGAGCACUCAAGAAGCUAGAGUGUUGGCUACGCCUCGAGCAACUCUUACGCAUCUCUCGUGCUCUCCAAACUUCCCGCGUGCUUCAUAUCUCGAUGAACGUACGCUGACGUAUGAGCCAAUUGUUAACCAAUAAUUACAGUAAAAAUAUAUCUGAUGUGUUUUAAUUUCAGCUCAUUCCACUUGUGAGCCAACUCCAUGCCAAAAUGGCGGCACAUGUACUGUUGUCGCUCACGGAUAUGAAUGUACCUGUUCACCAGGAUUCAUGGGAACGCAUUGUGAACGUAAGACUUAUCUAAAUAACAUCUUGAGAAAUUUUAACGACCCAGUUCUCUCCCUAAAGUAUACUGAUUAUUUGGAUGUGUUGGUUUUUCUUCGCGUUGAUAUUUUGGAAAGUUAAAAUUACCUGCCCAGGACAAAUAAGGUUGGAAAAUUGCGGUAAUUUGAUCAGUCUAGCGAUUCAAUGUUACUGAAAAUGUUGCGAAGGCCAACAAUUUCCUAUCGAGGCGUUAUCGCACCAACUACCUUUACCAACUACCCUAGUCCCUAAUGGGAGUAAAGGGGGAGGGGGUAUAAUCUGGGCUGUAUCUAGGGCGUUCGGCAUCUUUUAAUGAUAGUUCAAAGACGUAAUGUGAAUGUGCAUAAGGUAGCCGAUGUGAUAUUAUUAGUGACCGAAGAUUUCUCUUAAUUAUCAUCAGUACUUCUGAUCUAAGCCUAAUAUUGUGUUCUAGUGCGAAGUCAGUGUGAGCCCAGCCCUUGCAAAAACGGAGGCACUUGCUAUGACGUAGGACAAGGUUACGAAUGCACAUGCGCUAAAGGAUAUCGAGGAGAGAACUGUGAAGGUAAAACUUGAAAAAAUACUUUUAUUUGUGAACAAAAUCAUGAGCUCAAGAUUUCUAUAGUCUUAUUGUUGAUGACGGCGAGGCCAAAUCAAAUAUCGUGCUUAGAAAUCAAGCGGAUAUAAUCUACUUGUUUCGAUAAAAGUGUUUAUUUCCCAAGGUCAACAUGUCGGUGAUUUUUACCCUAAUAAACUCAAGGUCCACAAAGUUCAUGUUUUUUCACGUUUUCUCAUUACAAAUUUCAAAGAGUUGUUGCUUUUUUAAGGACUCGCUCUUUGCUUAUUCUUUCUAAAAAAAAUAAAUAAAAUAUAAUCCACUGACCAAAUUUCAUUUGAAAAUAAUAACGAGUUUCUCGUAAUGAGAUUUGCCAUAUUUGUAUUAAAUACAGAACAGAAUAAAUGUCAUCCAAAUCCGUGCAGAAAUGGAGGCACAUGUACGGGUAUCAAUGAAGGAGAAGGAUUUGAAUGUACAUGUAGAGAGGGUUACAAGGGAAAGAACUGCGAAGGUAUGUUACGUAUCAUGCUAAAAUACUUGUAACAGUAUGCUAAUCAUUAAAACGUCAGGAUAAUUCUCUUUAUCAUCAUGCGAUUGAAUGAACAGACUGUAAUUGUGCAGUUGAAGAACGCAGCUUUAAUUUGACUAGAUUUUAAAUUGCAGACUCUGCGUCUGCGCUGGGUAACCGUCCAGCUGCCAAUAGUUGCUAUUGAGUACCGUAGGGCCUGAGUCCGAGUUGGGUCGGACAUGCGCAGUUUAGUUGACCUACGACUCGUGCUUUUCGUGUAACAGUGCCAAGGUAUUCACUUAUCGGGGUGAACCAGAACGUGAGAAGAAACCGCCGAGAGUGCAGAUCUUAUCUUUCAUAGAUGACUGCUUAAAGAAAACAAUGGGUGGAACGAAAAACAAUUAAUUUAAAUACCAUGAAUUUUUUGGCCUCAAAAAAUAAAAUUGUUGCGAAAAACAUUUCGGACAAGAAGUCGAGUUUUCCUUUCCUUUUUUUAAAAAAACUCUUUGACUGUACUUAAAUUAUAUCAAUCAUAUUAUAUUAUCUUUAUCAUAUCUUUUUCCGAGGGCUAUUGCUUGUGUUUGAAAAUAUAAGUUAGUGAAAGUAAGCUGUGUAUGAGUUAAAAGCCGGUGAAAAUUCAUCAAUGAAUUAAAUUUUUAUUUUUGCAGAAAUCAAUCUCUGUCUUCCAAAUCCCUGCAAAAAUGGUGCAACAUGCACAGAAAGAACUGGAGGGCGAUACGAAUGUACUUGUCCUAUUGGAUACAAAGGUGUAACGUGUGAAGGUAUUGAUACCGAUAAAUAUUUAAACUAUUUAAAGACAUUAAGGCAGCGCCAAGCUCCUACAAAUAUUUAUUGGAAAGAUUCUUUAGAUUCAAUAGUAUUUCAUUUUGUUUGUGAUUCUUUUCUAUUCUUUUAUCCUCUGGGUUUCACAUGAUAGAAAGAGUAAUUCAGAAGGAAUUGAACAUUCAUAGAAACAGAUCUUCUUUUGUCAAAGAGAGAAAGAGGGAACUGAAUGAUUUCUUUGAAGUAGCAGCCUGUAUGAAGAUAAUGACUGAAAAAACUAUCUGUCUCUUUGUUUUCAUUUGUACUGCAGAAAGGAGCAUUUGUUUCUCCAAUCCCUGUAUGAAUGGAGGAACCUGUCUUGAUGAGACAUACGGAUAUAGGUGCAGUUGCAGGGUCGGCUACAGUGGCAUCAACUGUCAGCGUAAGUGUAAACUGCAUUUUUUGAAUUACUGUUAAACAGAAUAAACUAAAUGGGUGCAAUUAUUCAAAUAAAUGACUUAGCGAUGAGAACAGUCGUUAUCGACAUAAAGUCUGUACAUGAAAGUUGCAUGUUCAAGUGUUAGUGAGUUAGCCAGAAGCUGAAUUUAAGUGCCAAAGUAUUUAACCUGAAUGAUCUUAGAACACACAUCUUGACAUUAAUCUAAACCAGAAUCAAAUGUUAGCUAAAUAUACGGAUAUUUAAAACAUAAUCUACUAAGUGCUUUCUUUACAGUCAUCGCUGUUAUUCCGGUAAAAUGGUCUCAUCUUUUUAGUUUCUGGUUUUGUUUCAAAACUUGAAUGAGUUUGCAAAUCACUUAUCUUUAGUUCGAUUUGAUCAAAAUAACGGUCUCAUUUUUUUUCACAUAGAGUGUUUGCGAAGCGUGUAUUGAUAUAUAUUAAAACAGAGGACAGCGUGAAGGCGCGCUCUUAUAGGCUACUCACACACUGAAUAUCCUUUGUUAUUCACCUUAGAGCAACGUACACUUUACAGGAAUAUAUGAGUUAAAAUCAUCUUUCUUCUGCAAUACUAUAACACUGUUUUAGUUUAUACUACAAAAAUAUAAUAUUGCCCUUAGAGUCGAUGGAAAGUGGUGGAUAUUAACUUCAUCGCUUCGCUUCCUAGUAAAUAUCCCCCACUAGCCACCUCCACUAUGGUAAAUACUCAGAUUCUGAGCGAGGAUAUAAUAUGAGUUAUAAAUUUCAUCAGAUCACGUCUGUAAACCUAAUCCUUGUCACAAUGGCGGUUCUUGUUUGGAAGAGGGAUCCUCUUACCGAUGCGUUUGUCAAGUUGGUAACCAUGGAGACAGAUGUGAAUGUAAGUGAAUUGGGAUGACCUAAAAUAAUUACGAUCAAAAAAUUCAAAUUAAAAAAGACAGAAAUAAAGAGGAUUAUAGGAAAUUUUUCAGAAGAAAAAAUGUGGGAAAAAAAGGAAGCACGAAACUCGACUAUUGAAAGUCGAUGACAGUUUGCAAAAAAUGCAACUGUUCCUAAUGAACACCAGUUUGUUUAUCUGUUUGAUUUCCUCGUUUUUCGAUUUAAUUUGACUAGUUUCAGGUACGUUUGUUAUAGAAAAUGAAUGUAACCUAUUAAUUCCUGUUUAGCAACGACUUUGACCACGUUCAGAGUUUGAUCAUUGACACUCUAUCAUGAUUCCUGUCAUCCUUAUGUUUAAUGCUGCUCUGCAACAUUGAUUAACUUUCGGCUUUUGCCUACAUUUCUAGUAAUGAGUGCCUGUUUAUCACACCCUUGUCUCCACGGAGGAACCUGCGUGGAUACAUAUUUUCUACACAACAAUGGGGAAUCAAAUAUGUACGCCGGUCCCUCUUUCGCAGACUAUUCACAGAAUGGAAUGUCAUACAUUUGCAAGUGUGUUUCUCCUUUCUCUGGGCAUAACUGCGAAGGUAAAACAUAAACCAUUCCUUUCAUAAUAUUUGAAUAGCUUAUGUCACUUAAACUUUGGUGGAUAUCCUUAUUGUUGUCGGCUUUUUAUCGCUAUGUAAUGUAGAAGGUGCUGUCAGAUCCUAUUCAGUUUCACCAGGCGUGCAUGUGAGCCCCAGUCCCGCGGCGAGAUAUCUCCUCAGUUCUAUACAAUUAAGAAAACAAUAGAUUAAGUUUAGAGCUACUUUUUUUGCUUUGCGGUGAAUACCAUGUGGAACUUUCCAGGCCCACUAAAGAACAGCAUCGACGGUUGCAGUGGCGCAGUACGGAUAAAACAAAACGAUAUUGAUUCGUCGUUGCAUGUCUUUUGGAGAUGUUGGAAGGUUCUCGUAUGUGCCAGACAAUAUCAAAAUUUUUGGCAUCAUACUUAGCCUAUUAUCAAGCUAGCCAUCAAGUUGCGCUAAAACUGAUAAGCCUCAGGAGGAAACUGGCUUCAAAAAAUAAGAAAUAAAUUAAAAAACUGAUAAAACACCAAUUCAUUUUUUCCUUCACAAAAUUGAUUAUCUUCAGGUAUAAUUUUCUUUUGCAUUGGCAGAUGAUAGUUGUCGAUAUUGCAGUCCAAACGCAGAAUGCAUUUUGGGCCAUUGUGUUUGCAGCGAGGGUUAUCAUGGAGACGGAAAAACAUGCAAGAGUAUGUAUCAGAGAAGAAAACUCGGUUUCUGUCUUAGAAGUUGUGGUUUCUAUAAAUGAACAUAGGUUGUAUUUGGGAUAAGUAGCUAGUGCUGUGUAGUUCAGUUGUUGGAGAAGGCGACCACGAAAUCGCUCGAAUCCUCGAGGUAGAAUCCAGAUUUUCUACGUUAUUUAAACUCCAGGACUGAAUUCUAAAAUCGCAGAUUAGAUCUAUACACGUUUACUUUUCACAGUAAGCGUGUUUGAAUUUUUUGCCUGUUGUAAAAGGAUAACUCUGUUGCUUGCAAUUUCCAUUAGGAUCCGUUGAAUCCUUAUAUGAUUCAAUUUUACGCAAAAAGUCACAGAGGAGAGACUGUUCGUACUUACCUUAAAUAAAUAAUUUGCAAUUUGUAGUUACUUGUGUUAAAAUCUAUAUUAUUGGGUAUAAAAAUAAUGCACUUUGCUUAUAGAAAAUGUUUGUCAUCCUAAUCCUUGUAAAAAUGGUGGAGCCUGUCUUCCAACUGACUCAUCUUAUGACUGUGAAUGCACGUUGGGAUGGACUGGACCACACUGUGAAAGUAAGUGGAAGAAAUCAGCGUCAUACUUUACAGUCAUCGUUUUCUGAAAUGGGUUUGACGUACAAGGCCAAUUCAAAACUAAAAACGAACUACACGUGCUCUUGUCGCCGCGAGGAAUGAAAUGUAGGAAUUUUCUUGGAUAACAAAACAAUACUUCUGCACUGAAUUCAAUUUUCUUCUAUAAGCUAUAAAGUACUAUCUAUAAAGCACUUUUAAAGUAUUUUUUCAGAAAUGCUAACACCAUAGCCACUGAAUACGUAACUUUCGGUUUUUCUUUUAGUAUAUUGGUUUUCUUCCCCUUCUAAGAAAGUUUGAACCUCACUGUCUGUCAGCGAUACGGAAUUUUUAGUGUUUUAGCCGCCAUAAUUCGAGAAAGCUCCGACAAACAACUUGUAUUGAGAAUUGUGAAGGCUUUGCCGUUCAUUCAUCAACCUGACCGAGUGGCGCCAAAGGCGAGUGACGUGUCAGCAGCUGAUUGGCUAUAUCAACACACGUAAAAAAAAUACGAUAUUUUUCACUUGUGCUGUUACGGUCUCUCUCAAGGCCGGAAAUCCCUGUAUAACACCGCAGCUUAUGUGAUAAAACAAUGUUUUUUCGGUAUUUACUCUAGCUCGACAAUACUGCGUUCCAAAUCCUUGCAAAAACGGUGGAACCUGCAUCCCUGAAGAAAAUGGUUACAGGUGCAGCUGCCUCAGUAAUUUUGAAGGAAAUGACUGCGAAAGUAAGUGAAUAUCAUCACAUGAUUCUUGAGUAAAUCUCCAGUGAGAGCCUCUCACAUUUUGAGACAUCUUCAUAAUUCUCCUCAAUGUCGCACUCUUUGUUCUGAUGAGUGUUUUAACAUCUUAGAUCACGCUUCCAUGUUUUCAAAAAGUGUCGUUCAUUUUCUUAAACUUGUUACUGCUGUCCCAUGAAAAUAAACGAUGAAUCAUUAGAUUUAAUUCUUUUAGCAUUUGAUUGUUACAUUCACCUUUCUUUUUCUAAAAUGGUGCAGAUUUUUGUCCUUGAACAGCCAAUGAUUCGAGUUGACAAGUUUAUUGCUCUCCGACUGCAAUUUUGAUAUUUUUCCUCAAUGGAGUUGAAAUCAUUUCAAUUUAGCGUCGUAUAAUAUUACCUACAUUAUUUCUCAUGCAGCCUAAAAACAUCAAAACUGUUUUAUUUUGUUGUAUUUUUUCUACUCACGUCUUCCAUGGGAUUUUCCUUGAAAAUUUUAUUCAUCUUCAGAAUAAAUUGAAGUCUGCAUAUUGUUCAUAAUUCAUUAUCAUCAUAUUUACAGAGGCAAAUCCUUGCUCCCCGAACCCAUGCCAAAACUCUGGUACAUGUAAAGAAAUGAAUGGGGUGGCAACUUGUGAAUGCACUCCACAAUACGAAGGGAAUUUCUGCAAUAGUAAGUGCACAUACAUGCUCAAAACAUGACACAUACAAGUCUUUGUUACUUAUUUCUUAAGCACAUGAUUUUCACUUGUAGAUUAUAUGGUCAGCUUGUUGGAGAGUUUAAUUCUCAAACGCGCCUGUAAAUGAACGAGUGUGAACUAAAUAACUGCCCCUCGUUAUGAAUCACAGGAAUCCUUAAAAACUUUUUUAUCGGAAGCGAAAAGUAAACUGUAAAGUGCGUACUGACCAAUCACACCAAAGUAAAAAGCAGACACACGCUAGUUACCGAUACUUCUGUUGGUUUAUUUUUCUGGCUCCUGAUUACAUUUUUCCGUGGAACCCCCACACAAAAAAUUGCAUAAACAUUUUUGCCAUUCAGUGUCUUUUGAGUUUCAGAGUAAAGACACGAAUCGCUAUAAUGUAAUAAUUUUGCUCAUUACAGUUGACAAAUGUGCCAAAUGUGACUCGCAUGCUCGCUGUGAUAAUGGCAACUGUGUUUGCAUGGAGGGAUGGGUUGGUGAUGGACAAACAUGCACACCCAAAGGAGGCCGUAAGUAAACCAACUUUGAUAUUAGUCUUGCUUUGAAUUCAAAGAAAAUGGAAUUUUUUUAAAGUAAAUCAGCAUAAAUGAAAUCAAUUUUUCUAAAGACAUUAAAUGAAUCCCACUAAAUGAUGUAAAAAGGUCUCCUGUUCGUGGUCAAUAGAAAAUCGUUUAAGUGUAAAAAAGGCUGAAAGCACAAGGGUAAAAGUUCUAUAUUUGCUGCUUUUGCAUUUGUGUUUUUCUGAUUUGUUUUGUUUUAUUUGUUUGUUUUUUAAAGUAAAGUUCAUGCUUAACCUCGUAAUAUAUCAAGAGCAAUGAAGAACCAUUAAAAACGUGUUUAUUUCCAAAAUAGCACCAGGAAGUGGAAGCAUAUCAGGAAGCAGCCCUCCUGGUGCUCCUGCCUCUAGCCCGAUACCAAGUAGCCCUUCAAGUAGCCAAGGUGGCUACGGUCCUCCUGGUUCAUAAGAUCUUCAAACUAGCUAAGGAAGAUCUUCCUCCUAUUUUCUUCCACCGACUACCCUUGAGAGUUCGUUAGGGGGAAUGUUGUGUUCUAUCAUUUCCCAUGGCCUUUGCAACCGAGUUAACUUGAUGACAGCAACAACUGUACGGUCAAGUGACCACGACUUGUAAAUAGGAAAAGGACUGGACAAUACUGGACGGAGAGCACGACACAGCCGCCACAUUACCACUUAGAGACAAUCUGAUGGACGCAUGUUAUGGAAUGCAAAAUAGGAUAGAACACGAUUCCAAAAAAUAGAUACUAUGAAAUAUUUUAAAAAAACAUAGCUUGCAUCUCCUUAUCAUUGUGGUGAUUAAUAUUUGAAGUGGUAUGAGAGUAAUAAAUUAGCCAACGAAAACUCUGCGCAAGUUAUUUUCGGUGGUUUUGCAACGCUUAUUUCAAAAUUACUUCUUCCACUUACAAUUAUAACUGUGGUGUAAUAUUGGAAGAGGAAAAUAGUAUCCUUUUGGCCGGUACUCUCAAUUAAGCAGAUAAGGUAGUUAAAGUUCGGGCCUGAUCUAGGAAAAAAAGGGACACGCACACGACAUGAGGAUAUCUGGUCAACUACUUAGAUAUAUAAAGAAAAAAAUCAUAUUAAGAUAUCGUGGUAAGAAUGUUUCCUUUGCUCGUCUCUUCUAUUUGUAAGUUACUAUGAAAAUAACUUGUAUUUGCAUUUGAUAGUUGGCUCUUUGUCAAAAUGACAGUAUGAGAGGAAGCACUACAUCAUUCAGUUCUCAUUCCUUUACGUGGGAGUUGUAAUUUUUCAGUAUCUACCUCACGCGCUCGACAAGAUUUUCCUAGUCCUUGUCAUAGCACGUGCACUUUGUGCUAGCGCUCCUUGCCUGCUCUAAAAGGGACCAGCAAAAGGCUUAUCAUUCCACUUCCAAUUCUACACCUUCCCUAUCUUUCCACUUGCCAUUUACCUAAGAAGCUGAAUUUUACAUACAUAGUAAUUGAUUCCUUCAUAUGAUCUGUUGGAACACAGACGCAGAGAUGACGUCAUAACCAAACUAUCCAAUUGGGUUUGCGUUCUUCUCGUAAGCAAGUAUGCUGCGGAUACGCUAACUCGACGCAACCGUUCAGUUUUUUUGUAGCCGCGUAUGUGGAAUUAAACCCCUGAUUGAGCUUCUAGUGAAUAUAACAACAAUUAAUGAAUGCUGAGAUAAAGAAGCUUCCACAUACGACAUGGACAUCGUUUGGAUCUUGAUAAUUUAUCACUUUGCCUGUAACAAGAUAUUGCCAUGUUCCCUACCACGCUUUUUCUUUAGCCUAAUAGCAAUAUCCUUUAGAAUAUUCUUCAACUUUUCACUUGAUAUUUUCCAAUAAUUAUUUCCACAGAACUAGUAUCGACGCAAUUUUAUAUCUCAAAUACACAUUUAAUGCAAUGAAAAACCUUUUCAUAACCGGUAGUGAGUUUACGUCACACAUUUUAUGACCGAGAAUUCAGCAAUAACAGAGAUAAUUGUGGAAAUUUGGUAGUCUACUGAUCGAAUGAUUUAGAAGUCUAAUUGCAACUUGAAACGAUGCUGAUUGACAUUGCAUAGUUCGUAAGCGGUCUAAGCAACUAACGACAAAAAUAAAUGAGGCUGAGAUAUUUCCAAGAGAGGACAGAGAUUUUGGUUAUUACAAAUAAUAGCUGCCUUCAAAUUGGACAUCUAUAAAAAAGGAUGAAAAUUGUCAGGGUGUAUAAUUCUAGAAUAAUAAUUGUUGUUUAUUUCAAUUUACUCGAUCCUAGAUUCCCGUGAUUUGAAUCUUAUUUUAACAUUGAACUUGCUUAUACUGUUUUUUUUGUCUCAAGCUUGAGCUGACGAGUUUCUGCUUUAUUGCAUACUAUUUUUUUUUACGCGGUGUUUUCUUUCAGCACCCGGUUCACGCUCCAAUCCAUGCGAUCCGAAUCCUUGUCAAAACGGCGGCCAGUGUGUUGACCAAGAUAAUUCUUAUCAAUGUUUAUGCCAAGAGGGCUUCUCAGGCACAAACUGUGAGUUAGGAUUGAGGAACAACCCGUGUGAUGCAAAUCCAUGUCAAAAUGGGGGACAGUGCACAGCUGUAGACGGAAAACCUGUCUGUACUUGCCCUGAGGAGUUUGAAGGAGAAUUUUGCGAAAAGCCUAAAGGUAAAUUUCUAUUAUUAAUUUUCAGGAACAUUGCUAAAGAAGACAUUGUCUCCCUAUAGAAUCAUUGUUUUAAGAAAGAUUGAUUGAUACUCAAACAUAACUAUUCGAUGGGGGCAUGUCACCAUCGAUAAUCAGUAUCUACCUUUUAUUUUUUCCUGUUUUCUUUUAUUCUUCUUAAUAUAACAUUUCAUUUAUGCAUAUCGUUAGCAGCUGUCUAUGAUUUGCUUAAACACAGCAUUCUUUAAGUUUCAAAAAAUCUUGUCAUCAGAAUAUUUCAGCAGUAGAUUUAAGGAUAGAGUGCACACCAGCGGGCCUGAUCGAUCUUACUCUUGGUUGUUAAGACGUUAAAGAGAUAGCUAAUGAACAAUUGCUUUAGGUGGUAAUCCUGUGGUUCCUGGGGGUCCUGGGACACCAGGCGGCAUAAAGUCUGCUUGUCACCCAAAUCCUUGCAUGAAUGGAGGAACGUGUACGGAGAAUGGAGGUGGUUAUGACUGUGCCUGCGUCACUCAAUACAGCGGACCUAAUUGUGAAAGUAAGAACCAUUAAUAGAUAUUUUUUAAUCUCAAAACCUCUGCGAGACUUCCUUUGUCGAAGCGCAAGGUUUAAGAUAAUAAAUUGUUUAAAGAGCUACCAUUUCAUUCAUGUCUGUAACCAUAAAAGUGGGGAGAAUGCGUUUGUCAUUAACGGACUUAAAAAAAAAAAAUUAAAUUAUAGUCACAGCCUUCUCCACAAACUUCUCUAAAGCAGUUGUCUAAAAUAACCAAAAAGGUGUCGCGGAGUUUUACAUAAUCAUUUACACAAUUUUCAGAACAAAAUGAUGCGUCUGUGCUUACUCAUAAUUUCGUGAGUACGGAAAAUUGAAAAUUCUUCGAAGCUUUUAGUCUUUCUAGUAAAGGCAAGGGGUUUUUAAUUCAUUGACAUGGUCUCUUUGUUUGUUACUGAUUUGUAGUUGACGAAUGUGAAAAGUGUGACGUAGACGCGAUCUGCGUUAAUGGCCAUUGUAAAUGCAAACAUGGAUAUUAUGGCAAUGGGUACCAAUGCGAAAAAGGUAAGAAGAAUGCCUAUUUACUUGUCAUAUGCUUUCGUCUCCAUUAUCCAAUAUAUAGAAAAUAUAUAUCGUUAUCUAAUGACCAACGCGGCAUUUCUACCUCACUAAUACAAAUAACCCACGAACAAAUUAAAGCGAGGUACAUUUUUAGAAUCAGAGGUGAAUUCUGUUCGGAAAGCCGUUUCGAUGUAUGAAGGAAGAACAAAGUAGAAGCUAGUAUAGUUCGGUCAAGCUUAAUUGCGAAAACUCCUGACCCAGGCCCUCGAUGAGUUGCUGCUGUGAUUUAUUUCGUACAACAGAAUCUGCACUUAUCGUGUUUGAGCUGCUUCAUCGUGCUUUUCUCGAACUUGCGAAAAGGACUCGUCAUAGUACGCAUUUUUAGGUUUUAUCUCAAUUUGAGGCUACCAGACAAAUAGCUUUUUGAAAGAGAACGUCACCAUUUGAUAUUCCCUUGUUUGUUUUCUUUCCCUGAGAUAUUGCAUCAACGUUUAUUGCUUCUUUUGCUGCAGAAAAAGAUACUCAGUGUCAGGGCUGCAGUCCAUUCGCUCAAUGCCAAAAUGGCAUUUGCGUCUGCAUUGAACCCUACCAUGGGAAUGGAUAUAAUUGUAGAGGUUAGUGACACACCGAGAAAUAAUGAAAGCGAUUUUACUCUGAGUUUUUAAGGCGUCUUCAGGCGUCGACGGGCAAAGGGGUUUGCGUCCAUCAUGUCGCUCGCCCUCAGGACGGUGAUUUUGGGGAAACUAGGUCUAUAAAGGCUGUGCUAAAAUCAAAAGAAAAUGUGCUUGUAGUUAAAAAAAAAAUUUUGUAAGAAUAAAUUAGUGGUCUUAAGCGAAUGACUAAGAGAUACUAUCAAUGCAAGAAGACAAAUUUUUUUCUAUAAAUGGGAAUAGUUUCCUGUUUAUUGAAAUUAACAACAAUUUCUAUACUCAAUCUAAAGUGCACCAACUUAGCGAAGUAAAACGCAGUUGGUUUAUAAGCCCAGAUCAAUGACCAUCACGUGAUAUACUCUGCCUUAAUUACCUAUGUAUUAUACUACCCUGAUGCUCCUCACCUGGUCUCAGACCCUGUUGUGUAUAUAUCUUCUACCGACAGAUUACAUAUUUCGGCCUACUCCAUUAGGUCAUUGCACAGAUUUAAAUUUCAUCAAUAUUUUUGCAUCUAAUUUUAGUUACAAUUGUUAUCCUUCUCUACUCUUGAUUUAGCUGUCAAUCAGUGCAACAACUGCCCUCUACCGAGCACGUGUGUUCAAGGAACCUGCCUGCCUCCUUCAGCUGGGAAAAAGUAGGAUUGUACGUGGGAUAACAACGUCAAUGCAUGCCCUCUUUGGAUUUACAAACAAAUGUGAAACAUUUGAAUUAUUGAAAGAAAAUAGGAGAUGGAAUUGAUAUGUCAUGAGGUUAAAUAUUAAUAAACAAAGAGAGGAAAGCCUCUUCGAAAGAGGAAACAACAUCAAAUUACGAAUCAACAGUUGGAAAUAAAAACUUUAUCUAGGAGAUUGUUAGAGGAAGUAAGACUUUUAGGUUUAAGAUCUCUUCCAGAAUUCAAGACUUUCAACUUUCAUUUGGUUAGUUAGAGAAUUUUUCAUGGAUUUACCUUCUGCAUUUGAAUGGUCUACACAGGAGUCUAAGGUAGAGGAAAAAGAACCUGUGGACAAAAAACGUCAGUGACGUAACAAUCAAACGAUACAGCUUGGACUUAUUGAAGAUGUUUCCCCACUGAGUCAUAUCCUGUCUUGUCUUUACAGAUCACUGGUUAAGAAUCUAAAAGAGAAACACACGUAAAGACGAGAAAUAAUUGCGCUAACUUCAGAAGUGAUGAUACGGAAAAGAUCCCCCCUACCUUUAGGGACAUCUACCUAUCAAGACUGUAGUUUUGAUGUAGUAAAGACUUUUAAAGCUGCUGAAAGUAGUUACAAAUCUAGUGAUGUAAGGAGACACAAUGUAAUGUGACGUUGACGACGGUAUAUUUGUAGUAUCGUUGAUAUCGAGAGAACCAUGACUGAGAGACAAUGUUUCACAGAUAUUCAACCUUUGAAAAUCAAUUUUGAUCAGUUGUUUAUUAACUUUUUAAAGAUCAAUAUAGUUUGCAAAACUCGGAUAGCCCAUUUGUUUAUCGUGUUAUAAAAGUAUUUUGUAUAUGUAACAAGGAAAGAUAGUUGUUAGCAUGUGCAAGAUAGCGAUCGUGUUCCUUUUCUUUUGGAUGUUAUUGACGAGUAAUUAAUUGGCUAACUUGCGAAUGUUAGGAAAACGGUUGCAGCGACAUUACCAUCAAUAAAAAUCUUGGAAAAAACGAAAAAAAGAAAAAAAGAAAACGAGUGAUGAAACUCCAUCAUGAUAAAAGAAACAUUGAUCCAAGGCAAUUUGAAGGCUUCAAAACAAGAUCCCAUCAUUGAGGUCUCAAAAUAGCCGCGCUGAAAUACAUCCUUGUUAAAGUAAAACAAUAAAGUAUACGAUUUGAAAUAUGAGUUUUGUUGAUUCAAAAUCGUAUCUGCAUAAACUUGCUUCAAUAUUUGCCUCAUAGUUCUCUCCUAAUAAGUUCUUACUUACUUUUCUUCUUGGCUGUGCCUAAAGUAUGCUUUACCAAGCAAAAUACGGCAGCAAUAAAUAUUGCUGGUAAAGGACUUGAUACCUGCCACGGUUGUAAGUAAUGAGAGCAGAAAAAGCAAAAUUCAUCAGCCCUAUUAUGUCUUCAAAGUCGAUUCAUGGAACGCAAUAAUAAAUUUAAAAGCGUUUUCUGGUCAGUUAUACCAACAACAGCAAAGUCUCGAGCACUAAUAUUCCUCCUAAACGCUUUGGUCGUGUUGGACAAACAAAGAGGAUAAAACACCGUAAGGCACCUGCAUAUAUAUGCACAGAUGUUUUAACAUCGGUCACGUUCUGAAUGGUAUUCAGUUCGCAAACAAAAUUAAUCGAAAUGAGGUUCAGGUUUUCAUUGGAUUAAAAUCAUAUGCGAAGGAACCGGAAUUUUGCUAGUUUUCGGGAGAAUUUGAAUUUAAAUUUAAUUCUUUCAUUUCAAUUAAAAACUUGCUUUUAAAACAUUUCAAAGACAAUACAAUCAUAAUGAGGUAAUAAUCGAUAGAGUUUGACAGCGCAUUGUCAUCCGUGAAUAGUAACACAGUUGCAAAUAAUGAACAAUAAAUUAAUCUUAUCUUCACCCCUGAUUGCUAUGGCAGGUGGCAUUGACUAGUACCUUAAAUUAGGUCUUUUAAGAUAUUUUCAGUAAAUAACAAGCGAUGCAACUCCUUUAAAACUACUUGAAUCAGUAUCAUGAGUUAGCCAACGAAUAGGCUAGAAAUGUCUCGUAUUUAUUCACUAGUAUUAACUUUCUUUGUAAAAGUUGACCCACUUAUCCCACACGUCAAGAUCCACUUACCCCGUGUAUAUCGAAGGGACUUCCAAAUAACGAGGGUAAAUUAUAAGAUCUCACCUUUUCUAAUGUUUAACUGUUAUGUCAGUAAGUGCAUUCAGCUAUAACGGCCUUUUACACGAAUUUGGAAGAGCAAACUGCACAACUUAGUCAGAGGCAAAGAUGAGCAUUACAUGUUUGGAUUUGUUAGAUUUGUAGCAACGUACUCUUUCGUAAUGAAUUUAUUCAAUUGAGUAAAAAUUAAAGAUUGCAAAAGUUAGCCAUGUUUCCAUUCAUCUGACUACUACCGUGGAUGACAGGAGGUUUUCAAAUUGAUUUAAUGAGAUAUUUUUCCCUUGCAAGAGUCUUUGGGCGGAACCUAAAUAUUAAAUCACUGUAAACACUUUUUUGGUCACAUGCUAACCUAAAUGCCAAACUAAGGUUUAGAUUCUCACAAACAUGACUAAUUGAAGAAGGAAACAUCUUUUCUACUAAUUUCUGGUGAUGGCCGCAGCACCAGUGAGUUUAAUCCAUUGAUUGAAGUAUCACAAAAAACCAGUUUAGUUUUUUAUUUGUUCCUCGUUUAAUCCUGAUAGUUUCAUUACCUUGAACAUGUUCAUCAGCUCUCCCUUUUCAGAGAAUUUUUCCAUUAAUUCGAAUAAUUAGUCUUUGUUAUCAGAUCAAGAUAUGUGAUAUUAUUUUCCUAAAGUUCGUAUUUGAAGAAAGUCUACAAGCGCUACCACUGAAGCCGAGCACCAGUUGAUCCAUCAAUAAUUUACUAGUUUAGGCGAGCGGGAGAGUGUCUUUUUAACAAUGGAAUGAUUUGUCUUCGUUGAUGCCGUCUCUGCGUCUCUGAACAAAUAACAUGUAAUAUGUUUUACUUUAAACUUCUAGCUGUAUACCAACUAUUCUGCCUUUGUUGCAAUCCAAGCCUUCUUGUUGUUGGUAAACGGCAGAGUGUAACCCUCAAGAAGACUAAAGCCCAUGAAGUUGAAAGCAAAGUCCACAAAGUCAACGUUGGAGGGACAAAUGACGACAGCUUUACUGCUAAAGAAGACAGUAUUAUUGCAAAUUCCACAUCAACGAAGGAAGUAAAAGACGAGAGUGGAAGUCGGAGAUAUUUUUUCCCACACCCUUUGAAUGUAAUACCGCCGCCAUUCGCAAAUCAUCACAUUCACCUGGUACCAAAGCCGUACCCUGUUGUGUCCGUUCAGUACGUCCCAAGGCCAUAUCCUGUACCAUACCCAGUAGCGCCUCAUGUCCACGUCUCCCAUCUUCAUCUUCGCCCCAAAUGUAAGUAUAAAAUGAUUAUUUAACAUCGUGUAAAGAAAAAGAGGUGAAGGUGAAAGUUCUCACUGGGUGUAAACAGGUGGUAAACUCGCUCGUUCGGAGAAGGUUCCUUUACACGCGAAAUUCGUCUGUUUCGGCGUCAUCUUUUAAGUAGAGAUGAUUUAGUCCAGGCCGGCAGAUAUCCCUCCUUGAAGAUGAAAUUUCAAAUUUGUACCAUAAAUACUGAAUAAUGUGUUUGAUGACUUCGAGCUCAAAUAAUAUCUCGAAUGAUGAGUGAUUUAUUUUUCGCAUUUUGCUUUACUAUUGAACUUACAACCAGUUUCAAGGUGUUUCAACUAUUAAAUUUACUGUUUUCACAUUCAAUUAGGCGUACAGCGCAAGGUGUAAGUUUUAAUGAUGACUUUCUAGAUCAUUUACUGAAACAAAUCCCGCAUUUUGUUAUAGUUUUAGUUGAAAAGCACAGCGGUAGUUCAAGAGUGAAUAGAGAACAAGAACUUAAAAUGCAAUUAUUUCAGUUAGUUAUAACGAACGUGAAUACAUCGCAACUAAGUGGAAUAAUUCUAGUAAAAGCAAUCCUUUACUGUCUGCCAUGUUCCAUUUAGCAGCAAAUUAAGCGGAAAACAAACAUACUGCGCCGGACGGAAACAGAAAUUCCUUCGAUGUAAUUCUUAAAAUUAAUAUUGUAAUUUUCUUAUUUCUGCAGACCACCUAAAUCCGUGCCAAAAUGGAGGGAUUUUCGUAAAGCUACCUCAUGAAUACUUUUGUAUUUGUCAAAAAGAAUUUCGGGGCAAGAACUGUGAAGGUAAAAUGUUUUACGUCUGUUUAAGGUAAAUAUUUGUUUUUCCUUAUACAGUAUCACCAGUUUGAGAAACUAAAAAUCUUCUGUCUUUUUUUUCUGUUUUUCUCCCAACCGUCUCCUUCUAGAUAGAAAUUACUGCGCUUCAAGCCCUUGUAAGAAUGGAGCUACAUGUACUGAGAUUUCUGGCGCAUUUAAGUGCAGUUGUCCUCAUGGAUUUCUCGGAGUGGUAUGUGAAGGUAUGAAAACACUUCAACUUGAUACUGAAAUGAAGUAUCACUUAAGCCGAACAUCUAGAUAACCAUUGAAACCUCAAAAUAUCUCCACGGGUUUUUUUUUUCAGUGCAUGAAGUUAUUUUCACUAUUAGCCAUAGGAAUUCUUCGCUAUAUUAAGACAACGUAACGUUUUGAAAAAAAACGCGACUAAAAGUUUGAAGAUGGUCAAGCGCGGUGUUCUUAAAUAAUGGCUAAACUUUGUUGAAAUAGUCGAUCUUGCUCUUUACCAUCGUAAUGUGAAAGGCAGUUUCUUAACACAACCUUAACAUCACACCUCGAUAUAAAAAUAUAUUGGAGGCUCUUAAGGGAAACUUCAAGUACAACUAAAAGUAUUGCGCUGGAGAUAGAGCUUGGUUUCAGUUCCUCAUCGGCUUUUAAGUUUUGAUGAGUCACUUGAUAAACGACUCAAUCAACCAUUUUUUUUUUCACCCUGGUUACCUGUCGUUUGAUUCAUGUUACAGAGCCUAAUCCUUGUCACCCAAACCCUUGUAAAAAUUCGGGGGUAUGCACUAGAUCGGAUUCUGAAGAAAAGUUCUCCUGUAUCUGUCAAGAAGGAUUUAAAGGAAUACAUUGUGACUGUAAGUACCACUUUGAAACUAUGACUGUUGUGGUUCGCUCAUAGUGUACUUUCGGUUAAAUCCUUUUACAGUCACAAGACUAAAACGUAGAUUGUGACUAGUUAACUAACUAACAUGCUAAAUAAAUGAUUAAAUGAUGCCAUUGGACUGACUAGCUUACUAAGUUGCUAACCAGCUAAUUGAUUAACAGACUAAUUGACAGACUGACUGACUAACUAACUAGGUAGCUAAUUAGCGGUCGAUAGAACAGACAUACUAACUUAAAAUUGUCUAAUAUAAAUUUCAAGCUAAUUCGCGAUAUGGAGGUUAUACAUUGCACAUCUGUUUGAGUGGGCCUGGGGCAUAAAUUUUCUGAUUGACUUCUCUUCUCAGCCAUAAACAAGUGUGACCCAAAUCCUUGCAAAAAUGGCGCAACUUGUCAGCAGACUGCUGGUGAUAAUUACAUCUGUAUUUGUCCUCCAUCUUUCAAAGGAACUCUAUGCACAGGUAAGGCUUAUAAUAGCAAAGUUCAUUAUUCUAAGCAAAAGUUUGAAAUUUUCUGCAUUUAAAAUCCAAAAAACCUUAUGCCAAAAUUCCUUUUCGGGUUUUAAGUGAUCUUUAAAAAAGAAUUAAAAUUUAUUUUUGGACUUCUAAAGUAAAAUAGGCUUGAAACCUUAAAACUAGAUUGUAUAGCCUCACAGGUGUAAUUAAAUUAAUUCAUAAUCAUGACGUUUGUUUGGUCAACCAUAAAUUUUUAGGGUAUGAAUAUGACAUCGAGAUGUUUGCAUAUAUGUACCAUUUUGCAUCCAUGAAAAUAUUGUAAUCGAUCCUCUCUAAUCAAACCAACUGCUUUGAUUCACUGUUUAAAUGUUUGGUACAGCGACUCUACAGAUUUUUGGCGUAGAGGAAGCAUUUUCAUGCCCCACGUCUUUCUGUCCUUAUAGAAACAAAGCAAUGCUAUACCAACCCUUGUCUUAAUGCCGGAACCUGCCACGAGGAUGGGUUUGGAUAUAACUGCACUUGUAGACUGGGAUACACCGGAAGCAACUGUGAAAGUAGGUUUUCACCCUAUAAAACAGAUAAUAACAACAAACAAUAAGCCGAAUCUGAACCUGGCCUCUCGAGGAAAUAUGUCCACGGUUAUGCUUUUGCUUAAUGAAAAGAAAAGGCUUCCUUUUUGUUUAUUUUUUUCUGGAAGACUUAGCUUAUAGCCUGGAGACUUUUCUGGCGUGAUGGCUGGCGAGAGUGAAGUCCGAAUCAGUUAUCAUGUACAGAAAUCGGGAGCGAAUAACCGAAUUAGUCUAUUAUUCAGAUCUACUUGUCCUUCCAUACAUAACAACAAAACAGGCUCACGUCUCUAUCUUGUACUGUUUUAAACUACACAACGUUAGGCUACCAACUUUAAUUAUCGUUUAUCAUGAUAUAGAAUACUUAGUAAAGUGGCAAAUCAGACUGCAGCGUUUGGGAUAGAAUGCUAGGAGAUUGAUACUAACAUUCAUCAUGCAAUAGUUAUGGAAUGAUUUCCCUUUUCAUGAUUGACAGGUCACGUGUGUCACCCCAACCCUUGCUUGCAUGGUGGUCACUGCAGGGUAUCUUUUGGACAUUCCAAGUGUUUUUGUCCUCCUCUGUUUAAAGGAAAUAAGUGUGAAAGUACGUAGAUAUAUAUAUAUAUAUAUUUUUUUUUUCUCGUAUUUAAACGUUUCCAGUUGCUAAGCAAUUCUAGAUAUGAAGAUAACCUACUUUUUCUUCGCGCCAGAUCAGUUUUACCCCUCCAUCCCAGUACAAUAUCCCACUUUAUUCUCUGAUUGUGCAGUGGGAAAGGGUAUUAUAGCAAAAUGCAGUCCUUUCUAUACUUUAUUCUUAAAAAUUCCCUAAAAAUAGUGACGUAAAUAGCGUGUGGUAUUGAAUUUUGUCGCAGACAGUGUUUUUGGCAACGCACGGAUGAUAUGAAAAUUUUGCCCACUUCUUGAAACGGUUCUUCUUUCAAUACUUUUUCAGUUCCUCAUCCAUGUUAUACUCGACCGUGUUUAAAUGACGGUAUCUGCAUCGACUCUUAUAGCGGUUACAACACGUAUCCUGAAAAUUGGAAUCAUGGCCACCUACAUUACCUAUGUGUUUGUCGCUCGGGCUAUACUGGGUCAAACUGUGAAGGUAGGAGGCAGUCACACGACAUAGGAACCCAAGAAUCUACACCGGCCGAAAAAACAGACACAUUCACAAGAAAAUGUUUUAAAUUGUUAAUUAUAUAUAGAGGCGUAUGGGAAAUGUACCGUAACGCUUUUAUCUAUCAAAGGUCAAUAACCGUCCCUUAGAAAUCAUAAAAAGUAGAGGCCUAUGGCUGUCUUAGAAACGCUUACACUCACCCGUCAGAGUGCACCGAAAAUUUGAUCAAUUCCGAAAAUGUUGAAUGCCCCGUUAGAUGAAAAAAAACAAAACCAAAUAAAACAAAACAAAACACAUCACAAACAGAUUGAUAUGUAGUGAAAAAUCAUAACUGAGCGAAUUAGUCUAUCAAAGUGUAAAAUUUGAUAACUUAAGUCGAAGGAAAUCGAAAUUGAAUUUGGUGAAUCUAAAGUGUUUCUCUACUUUUCAAAUUGUUUCAGUGGACAUCUGUAAGCAUUGCGACAUAAACGCAAAAUGUAUAAAUCAGACUUGUCUUUGCGUCGAAGGAUAUUAUGGCGAUGGCUUUACCUGCAAAAGUAAGUCUCCAUAGUCAUUUGCAUCUUUUUUUAUCAUUGUUUUAAAAGGAUUGGAAUCAGCAUCCUCAUUUUUAUACAAAAUCAAUUUUUAGGCGACCAUACUCGUGGAUAAUCAUUACACUACCAUUAUUUUUCAUGAAUAAAUGUCGGAUUCGCAUUUACGAUAUCCGCGAUAUCAAAGGAAUAGCACGUUAUUUUUCUAAACAAAAUUACUAUUUACUGGAGGAAUAAUUCCACUCAAACGCCAACGAAAACAACCAUAAGACGAAUGCAUAGCCUGCACUCUUAAGAACUUCGUAGGCGAAGGAACGUGCCGCAACGCCAAAAUGAAGAGUUACUAAUAGGCUAAGGAGCGCAAUGUGAAGACUUUACAGAACUGUUUUUCUUCCUUUGUUUCUUCUGUCUCUUUCUGUUCAUUCAGAAAUUCCGCAUCCUUGUCAUCCAAAUCCUUGUAAAAAUGAAGCUAAAUGCAAAGAGCUUGGUGCUGGAGAAUAUGACUGCGAGUGUCCUCCAGGAACAAGUGGCAAGCACUGCGAAGGUAACUGUAUACUUCCUUUUACCUGUAUAUGCGAAUUUUUUCCCCUGUCAAAUGUAUAUAUUAUAUCACACUUCUGUGUAACGGGUGUCCUUUUUGAUUAAUAAGCAACCAUUUUGUCUUGAUUUUAUCAUACCUUAGAAAAGGAUGCCUGUACCCCCAAUCCUUGCAAAAAUAAUGGCAAAUGUAUUCAAACUCAAGAAGGCGGCUUCAAAUGCGUUUGCGAGAAUGGAUACACUGGUACAAACUGCGAACUUCGUAAGUAAACCUUUUGUCAUGCCAAAUUCAAUUUGUGUGGGUGACAUUUGAAUAUUUUAGGGACGCCUGCGUAUGUCAAAAAAGCGAUAUAUUUAACCAUAAAGUGUCACCUAAUUUCUAUCAUUUCUCAACUGGUGUAUGCACAAAACUGAUCACAAAAAUGUAUAUCAAGGUCUAUGAUAGGAACUGGAGUAUGUAUACAUUUCCUUAGACUGAGAUACUGAUAAGCAUGAUUUUAAUAAGACAUCUUCCGGAAUCUAGUAAAAAUUCAUAAUGUUCACGUGACAAUUGAUUAAAGGUGCUCAGUAAUGUGGUAUGAAUUCAGCAUCUGAAUUGUUGCAUUUAAUCGCUAUUGUAGUUUUCGAAAGGUUCGUGGUUUUCUCUAGCUGUCAAAUUGCAAACUUGGUGGUUUUGGGAACUCUCUAAACAAAUCUUUCUUAAGAUUCAAGAAACGCUUCUUGCCCUUUGAAAGUAUAGCUGAACAAUCGAGCCAAGCAGUAUUAACCUGCAUCCUUGCUUACUUUAUAUGUUGUCUAAUAUUGUGCUUCUGGUCAGCUUUUAUGCAUUUGUGGUCACGACAAAACAAGCUCCGAUAAAUUCUCGUUUUACCUGACAAAUGGUAAAUCCGUUCACUAAAGUUAUUUUUUCACUGGUUCAUAAAAAUCUGUGAUACAUAUUUUUAGCUAUUGAUGGGUGCCAAAGUGAUCCGUGUCAGAACGGAGGAACUUGUCAAAGUGAAAACGGAAAGGUGGUUUGCAAGUGUAAAGGCAAGUUUACUGGACCAACUUGUCAAGGUGAGAGAAUGUGAUACUGCUCAAUUCUAUGCGCUAAAAAAAUGCAACGUCUUAGGUAAUUUUUGUAAAGGAAAACUUUGCUGCGGUCAGAGACUAGGCUUCUAAUUCUUUCCAAAAUCAUCUUAAGUGAUGAUCACUUGCUGAUUGUCUCCACGAGUACCAUCGAUACUAAACUGCAUUUUUAUGCUACGAAUUCUAAGAUUUUUGUUUGCUUUUAAGAAUGUGGAUGUCCAAAAGGAAACCCCUCGGCAAAUCCUCCUCUUUUCGCACAGAAAUGUGACGCCGAAGGUGAUUGCUACUGUGAAGAUGGGUUGGAUCUGAGAGACGACGGAUGCGCUAAAGGAAGUAAGUAAUGAAGCAUUUUCUGUUUAUCAUGGCUGUCAAAUGUAAUUUUUCUUUUACUUAAGUGGAAAAUCAUACUCAACUCAUUCAACUCGCACAGGAACAAAUAAUCCCUGCCUAUCCAACCCCUGUCAGAAUGGAGGAACUUGUGAGGAUAUCAAUAGUAACACAGCAUACAAAUGUCACUGUCCAGAGGGAUACACAGGAACCAAUUGUGAAAAGGGUGAGAAAUUAUGCCAUAACUAUCCACUUUAAAAGCAGUUAUAACAACAAACGACGUAAAUGUCUCAUCUUCACCCGAGGUAUGUGCAUAAAAUGUUUCGUUUCCCAUCACCUCGUCUCACACGAAAAGAAAUAACAACGAAGGAAAGAAAAGAGAAAGGGGAACUGACUUCAUGAGCGCUGGAAAAGCCUGGACGCCAGUCAAAAUGUCUUAAACUUUCACGAUGUGAUAUGCAUAUUAGAAAACUGGGUAUAAACGACCUUUGUCUAAAUUAAAACCUUGAACACAUGUUCUUGGAUAACGCAGCAAUUUCAAGUUUAAGCAAAUAGCGGCCUUUUGGGCUACCAUACGGUGGAUUGGAAAAAAAACCAAACAAAAAUGAGUCGGCAAGGAAACGAAAUUGUGGAAAUGACCAAGAUGUGAAUCAGUCAGACAUAUAUAAAGCUACUAACUUUACCCUUGCGAGAAGGAUUGAGCCUAUCUCAAUGAACAAGUACAUUAAAGAGAUUUACUUGAGCUCCUUAAAAUGAGUCUGAUCAAUCUUUUUCGUUUUUUAUGUUCUUUUCGACAGCGAUUUGCUCACCCGGUUAUUGUCUGAAUGGUGGAAUCUGCAAACCUGUUGGGAAUACGCCAACCUGUAUUUGUCAGCCUGGCUACACGGGACUAAGAUGUGAAAAAACACCACGUACUGUUUUUUUGUUUGUUUGCUUGUCCUUUUACCUAUAUCACCACUUAAUUUCGAUUUGCAGCUUAAAAUCUGUGAGAAAUUUAAAGCAAGAUGCGCUUGAAAUGACUCAGGCGCGAUUGCAGUCAGGAAGGCACGGCUUUGAAUCCUGUCGAAGCCUAAGUUCUUGCAAGCAUGUUGGAUUCUGUUGGAUUAAUUAAGAUGGCAGCCUUCGCAGACUAUUUUUAGCACAUUUAAAGGCAGUUUUCGAAAGAGUAGAUUAAUGAGUGGGCUCUUAAAAAACGUUCAAUUUGUUUGUAUACUUUAAACUGGUGAUGACAAGCAUUCUUUAGGUUUCAGAAACACUCUCCCUUUUGAAUUAAAAAACUCGUCACAGGUUGACGACAAUGCAAAAUAUUCAAAGAUAUUUUUGACACCCAAAGGCUUCGACCCAAUGAUAGCCUUAAGUACUGAGUGUUUCAUGAAGUACCUAACCGGUUGUUGACAGGUAUUAUGGGAAGCAAACAGCUAAAUAAAAUCUCGUUCUUAAAACUCGACAGGUGUUAUGGUCUGAUGUCAUAUUUUUACCCAUCAAAUGGACUUUAAAGUAGUGCUUUCUUUCUUGUACAUCUCACACGUUUGUCUCACCGACUUUGUAACAGCUAUCAAGCCCAAGGACUACUGUCACCCUAAUCCCUGCUUAAACAGCGGUAGUUGUGUUCAGGUUGUCGGAGGAUAUGACUGUCACUGCGAUGAGCAAUAUACAGGGGCCCAUUGUGAAGGUACGAAACCGAAACUGUUUGUCUCCUUUUUUUUUGUCUUCUGAAGGUGCUAAGCUUCACCAGUUGUUAUACACGCUAAUUUUACCUUAAUUUGUGGACAUUUAAAAAGAGGGGCAGUUUAACCCUUUUGAAACUGGACGAAGUUCCGGGGCUUACUUGCCAAAGAAUGACAUACAGAAAUAAUUGAUAUACUCAUAUAGGAGUGGCUCUUUGCCACAUAAACUUAGAACAAUCUCUGGUAUCCUUGUGAGAGAAUCUCGUGUCUGUCAGCAGUUAAGAUAGUUUUAAGCUCAAAAUGCCAUCUUCAAAAUCAAAAAUAGUAAAUUGAGCACUUUAUAAUGUUUGUGCUCCUUCAUUUUACAGUUGAUAAGUGCGCCAAGUGUGAUGUGCACGCCUUGUGCGUCAGAGGCCGUUGCAAGUGUAUGCCUGGUUACAUAGGAACAGGGUAUCAAUGUGUAAAAGGCAAGAUAAAAGUCAAAUUUUAAUUCAAUGCUAACAACCUGCACGAUCCAGUAUUUACUCGCCAGUUUAAGUUAUUUUAACCAUCCAAACAGUCUACAGUACGUUUUCCUUCCAUUUUUGCAAUUAACUUACCUGUUUCUCAAGACUAAAUCCGCAUACUGUAUAGAUGGUACAGUGUAGGAACACUUUAUGGUGAAAAUAGGGAUUAGGUUCAACUCAUUGCAGACUAAGAGUUGAAAUUCUACCAAUAUAUCCCCGGUUUAUAUAACCGUCUGAAAGGUGCAAGUGACGUCGCUGACUUCAUUUGAUAAAGCAGUUAAGAUUGAAUAGUAGGCUAAAAAUAAACCAUUGAUUUUAAUUUGCUUUAUAGCUCGUCACAAGCGCUGCCCGACAAUAUGUCCAGUCUAUUCAACGUGUUUACAAGGAGCUUGUCAAUGUCUACCGGGCUAUCAGAUGCAAGGAAACACCUGCAUACGUAAGAAAUAUGGUUUCAGACUAAACUUUCACCUUCCUUAAUCAAAGAGUAAUAAGUAAACAUUUGGAUUUACUUAAUUUCUUCUAUCUCCAAAGUAAAAAGUGCUUGGGAUAUAGAUUUUAUUUGUGAUGGCUUGAAAUUUGAACGUGAAAAAGCUUAGAAAUUACCUAAGAAAGACCUUUACUUUGCUCACUAGAUUGCUAGAUUCGUCAUACCGGUAUCAUUUUGGAUUUAAUGAAAAUUUUACUAAGUUCCACAAAUUCGAGUAAUUCCAAAGGUUCUUUCAGCUCCGUUGCCUCCACACCCACCACCUCCUCCAAUACAACCAGUGCCAUCACCAAUACCGCCGCCUCCAGCCCCUCCAGUGUCUUCUCAUCAGUAUGGUCUCCCUACAAUGUACUAUGCACCAUACAAACGAAGUAAAACUGAUGGGAAAAUGAAAUACUAAAUAUUCUGCACGACUGUCUCAAUCUGCUAAUUGUAAGUUUAAGAUGCUUAACAUUUAAUAAUAUGAAUAUUGCAAAGGCCGCUUGCUUUACGUCUUAAUGUCCGUUAAAAAGGAGGGGCUGAUAUCAAUGUUUGUUCGGGGCUGCUCUGCUCUUUCUUAAACUCAUUUAACCCUCAACAACUCAGUAAUCCCUUUUACUAAGCAGUGGUGGAGGUGAUUGGAGGAAGGUUACACGGACUGCGACAUAAAAACAUAAAAUGAAUAGGUAUACAUAACACACACAUCCCAACAGGGCUCCUUGACAUGUUGAAACACUAACAACACAUGGGUGUUAUCACUGACGAUGAAAAACGUAGCCACAACAUCUACUCUCUAUUUUUUUUUUUUGUUUGUUUGUUCUGUUUUGUUUUGUUUUUAACUGUGACGUACAGGUGUGACAGUUUACGCUAUACACAACGGUGAAAAUGAAGAGGAAGAGGAGGAGGAGGAGGAAGAAGAAGGAGAGGAAGUCGAACCUACUCCUCCAAUUCCUAGUACAAUUAACCCGACACAACCAUCCUCAGCGCCAGUUCCGGUACCAUCACCACAGCCGCCUGCCACAACUCCAGUUCCACUACCACCGCAACCAUCCCCACCUCCCCCUAUUCCUCCACCGCAACCAUCGCCACCACCCCCUGUUCCUCCACCGCAACCAUCCCCACCUCCCCCUGUUCCUCCACCGCAACCAUCGCCACCUCCUCCCGUUCCUCUCCCGCAGCCAUCCCCACCUCCCCCUGUCCCACCACCACAACCAUCCUCUCCUCCCCCCGUUCCUCCACCAGUACCAUCUGCACCACCACCUGUUCCCCAGCCUUCCGCGGCUCCACCGCCGGUCGCACCUGCUCUUCCACCGGCACCCGGUCCACCACCUCCAAUCAGCAGUCCAUCUGCUGCUGCUCCACCCUCUCCGACAUCUUAUGGGCCGCCUUCCAUGGAUUAUCCUCAGUAUUCUGACUAUCCUGUAAACUAUCGUUACCCACCAUAUUACAGGUCGAAUUACAGACCAUAUUACAGGUCGAAUUACAGACCAUAUUACAGGGCUCUGUAUGGUUAUUAACAUGUUGAAAAGAAUAGUUGCAUUCGAGGAAACUAUUUUUCUUGAUUGAAAAUUUCGUUUUACUAUUUCAUAUUCUUACUAUUUCCUUUGUACGUGAUUGAUUUUCAGGAUAAAAAGGACUGAAAGAAGAAUCAACACAAAUUUCAUCAAGUAAAUUCCGAGCUGAUGUGAUAGAAAAUAAGAAGGAAUUAACCGAAAGAUUUAUUUUGAUAGCACAAUUCAUUAUUCACACAACAAUAUAGAUAAAAAGCUUGGUCAGAUAUAAUUCGAAAUUAGUAAAUAGUGUAAAUGAAAAAAAGAAACAAACAAGCAAAGAGUGUCAUCUAAAUUAUAAAGUCUUCUUUAAUAAAGAACUAUUUGUUGACAUCUUUGAGAUUAUAUUGCGUG